Messenger RNA from Xyrichtys novacula (pearly razorfish), 9216 nucleotides. NCBI's taxonomy places the organism in Eukaryota, Metazoa, Chordata, Actinopteri, Labriformes, Labridae. The record is from the annotation of a GenBank genome assembly.
AAACAGUUUGCGGCAUGCCGUAUUCCAGUCAGUCCAUAGCGACUACACGUGAAAACAUUGAAACAGAAUCAACAGGGAGAUUUUGGAGUUUAAUUUGGGUUUUUUUCGGUCUCCAGUCUGACACCGACUCUCCGCUUAGAGUGAAGCCGGCAGGAUGCUGUACCUGAUCGGUCUGGGUCUGGGGGACGCGGCGGACAUCACGGUGAAGGGUCUGCAGGCGGUGAAGAGCUGCUCCAGGGUCUACCUGGAGGCCUACACCUCCAUCCUGACCGUGGGCAAGGAGGCUCUGGUGAGUCCGGACACACACACACACACACACAGGUCUAGUCUCUGUUAAAGUUUCAGGUAUUUUAGUUUAAAUGUCUCUAACUCUGAAUAUCUAAAAUGUAAAACCACAGCAGGAGACAGCAGCCUGUGAAGACAUCAUUAUUAACUUUAGUCAUGUGACCCCUCAGUCUUUGUAAACUAAGGAUCAGCUGAUUUCCUGCUGCUUUUCUUAAGUUUUUCUAAGCCACAACUAUUCCUGCUCACUUUAAUUUACAGUUUAUUCAUAAAUGAUUUGGUGUUUCUGUUCCUGAAAUCAUCUCCAAGACUCUAGAUCAGUCUGGGGGAUCCAAGAGGAUUUAGAAAUCCUGAGACUUUUAAACAUAAACCCUCCUGUCUGUCUAACAAGACAUCUAAACCUCUCUAACUCGUCUUCAGGUGGUCUGCAGAGCUCGAAGUAUCACCUCGAAGUGUUCCUCCUCCUCCUCAGGAUUACAACCAAAAAUUAGAAAAGCAAAAUAAAAAACGUGGUAAGCUCCUGUAGGGCUGGGCGAUAAAAUGAUAAUUAUCAAUACAAAACAUUAUCAAUAUGAUUUUCAAUAGUCGUCAUUCUGCCAUGUUUUAGUAGACGAUAGGAAUAGCCAAUGAAAAGGGGAGUUGCUCCGGUUCCGCCUCGCUCUGAACUAGAGGAUGACAUUUUUCGGGAAUUCCCGUGGGUCCCAUGGGUCAUGUGAUUGCAGCGGGAAUCCCCAUGAUUGGGAGUCAUUUUUUACUUAAUCCUGUUAUCGGGACGGGACGGUAAAAAAAAGCAACUCUUUGAACUAUGUUUGACUUGUUGAAAAAUUAUUUAUAAAUAAAGACUGAUUAAUAUCAUCAGAUAUUACUUUUUAUACAGCAAAAGUGACAAUAAAUGAUUUACAUGAACAAAAAACCUUUAAAAUCGACCAAAACCCUCGUUCAUGUUGAAGGUUUAUGACAAGGAAACAAAACGAAAAUCAUAAAAGAAAUAAAAUUAAAAAAAAUGAUGAAAAAUAAAUUAAAAAGAUAGAUCAGGGCUCGGCACUAACUUCACAUGUUCUCCCAAGUUGAAAAAGUAAAUUAAAGUAUCGACCUUAGUACUAUUAUUAGAAAUCAAUUUUAGGUCUUUUGGUCACAUGACAGUGAAGCUAUUGAAGGAAAACAGCCUUUUCUGAGAACAUCAACCGGUAAUUUAUUGACGGUCCCUUAUUCAACACCGACGUUGACAGUGAGGGUGUGGAGUAGAUUUAACCGCGCUGCUGUUGUUAUUCCCGGUUAUGGAGAGUGAGAAGACACCGGUAGAUCCUCAGAGAAUGUCCGUCAGAUAUCCAACCUGAAACUAACUUCACCGCCGUAUUUACAGGAAAAUAUAUCCAACCUGAAACUAACUUCACCACCGUAUUUACAGGAAAAUAUAUCCAACCUAAAACUAACUUCACCGCCAUAUUUACAGGAAAAUAUAUCCAACCUGAAACUAACUUCACCGCCGUAUUUACAGGAAAAUAUAUCCAACCUAAAACUAACUUCACUGCCGUAUUUACAGGAGAAUAUAUCCAACCUAAAACUAACUUCACCGCCGUAUUUACAGGAAAAUAUAUCCAACCUGAAACUAACUUCACUGCCGUAUUUACAGGAGAAUAUAUCCAACCUGAAACUAACUUCACCGCCGUAUUUACAGGCAAAUAUAUCCAACCUAAAACUAACUUCACCGCCGUAUUUACAGGGAAAUAUAUCCAACCUAAAACUAACUUCACCGCCGUAUUUACAGGAAAAUAGAUCUAACCUGAAACUAACUUCACCGCCUUAUUUACAGGAAAAUAUAUCCAACCUGAAACUAACUUCACUGCCGUAUUUACAGGAGAAUAUAUCCAACCUAAAACUUACUUCACCGCCGUAUUUACAGGAAAAAACAAAAAAAAACAACACUUGAGUAAAAUCGACUUUCAAGUAAAUCUAAAAAACGGUAAAACUCACUUAAGUGCAGAACUAAAAGGGUCAGAACUGAGUUUGUUUUUAAAAGUAGGAGGACUCAUACAGACCCGGACCCUUCAUAUUGAAUCAAACUGGUUUUAACUGGUGACCCAUAGAACUAUAAUGAAACAGUGAGGAUGCAGACGGGCCCGAUUCUGGUGUCGAAGGCGCCGUCAAACUGGGUGUUUUUGUUUAUCAGGGUUGAACCCCCGUCAGCUCCUCCGUCGUCUCUCUAAUCGCCGUCUUUCUGCCCUCUCGCCCUCAGGAGGAGUUUUACGGGAAGCCGCUGAUCCUGGCGGACAGGGACCUGGUGGAACAGGGGGCUGACGAGAUCCUGAAGGACGCUGAUGUGACCGAUGUGGCGUUCCUGGUGGUGGGCGACCCGUUCGGGUGAGUCAGAUCGUCCACGUCUGUGCUCGUCCUGGUAUCGAUCCCACAUUGCUGAGGUCUGCUGCGUCAGCACGCUCGGAGCUCGAUGUGACCGCAGAGCCGUUUGUCUCCGAGCCGCUCGGCCUCCAUUUCUGCAGAUUUCUCCCCAAAACCACCAGAUUCCUCGCUGAGCUAAUAACAGAGUGCAGAGCGCCUGCAGCUCGCGGUCUGCAGAGUCUCUGCUGACGCUCCUCCAUACCAACGUCGGUUUUACAGUUUACAUGAAAAGAGGAGCUGCAGAUUUCUGACCUACUGAGGACCGAACAUGUUGGUUUUGUUUCCAUCAGGUUUGUUUAAACCGCCCCUGACCUCAGCGUCUGAAGGUUCGAAUGAGCUUCAGCCACGCCGUCCAACAUCAGAGAGACAUCUGCAUCUGUCCUGCUCUCUGUCUUUAGUUUGAUUCAUCACAAUCCUGACCGAGAAUGAAGUCCUGUCUUUAUCUCAGCUUGAUUAAUAUUCCUCUUCUGCUGCAGAAUCAAAAACAGACGUUUCAAACCUAAAAUCUACUUUUCUGAGUUUUACUGACGUCCUCCUUCAGCCUCAGAUUUCCUCACACUCAGUACAUGACACUCAAGAAAACCAAAUUAUCGCCUUAUUCCGAUAAAGUCCAGACAACUGAAGGUCAUGUAAACACCUUAGUCUGACUAUAAUCGGAGUUUGAGAACUCCGAUUAAGACACCCAGAUCAUGUGAUAGGAAUUCAAUUUUCUCUACCAUGAUCGGAAACAGCGCCGCUGAAAAGACCCAUAUCGCCCCCUAGUGUUGGGGAGGAGGACACGUUCACGUCAAUAAUUUAAUUUUCUCAGCUGCAUGUAAACGAGGACAAGGAGAGAAGUCGGAUUCAGAGAAAAACAGCGAAUUAUGAGCUCGGUCCGAUUAAACGCACUGACUGCUGCACUCACUCACAUUGAGGUGCGCCGGUAUAAGCGGUAUACCUGAAACUCGUCCAGUAAGAAACGUUCCGCUGUGCAAAAAUACAUUAGGUGCGAUUGAUAUGCACUAAUAUUUUUAACAAGAUAAUAUCAGUGUAAUUAAAUAAUCGCAAUGACCACGUAAAAAUCCCGGUUCUCAUUUUUAUUGAUGUGUGUUUGUGUUUGUGCAGAGCCACCACCCACAGUGACCUGGUCCUGAGAGCUGUGAAUGCUGGGAUACCGUACAAAGUCAUCCAUAACGCCUCCAUCAUGAACGCGGUGGGCUGCUGUGGUCUGCAGGUACGUCACACACCUGUUCGCCCUGAGCGUUGCCUCACAGGCUGAACAGAGUCUCUAAAAGACUGAAAAUCUUUGACAUAUAAUCCAAGUAUUAGUCUGGUCCUAGUCGAACAAAGAUUUUAGGACUUUUUCAUGUUUCUCAGGAUUAGAGUGUUCAGUUCAGCGCUGUGCAGCGGAGAGCGGAGAUACUGGCAGACAUCUUGGUUAGUUAGUUACUCAGUUCACCAUUGUAUGUCCUCCCUCCUGGAUAUUAUUUUUUAUCGGAUGGUAGGGGAAGGUCCCGCCCUCCUUGGCCUCUGAUUGGCUGGAAGUGCUGGGCUCCAAUUUGUUAUUCCUUAUGGCUGUGAAACGUCAUCAUCUGUCGCGUCAGGAGAUUCAGACUUACGAUAACGUUCAGUAAUGUUCUGUUUGAUGUACAGAGCCGACAGCCUGCGCUCGGCUUAAGCGUGUAUUGACGUUUUACAGCCAUGAGGAAUAACCAGUCGGAGCCCAGCACUCCUAGCCAAUCAGACGCGAAGGAGGGCGGGACCUUUCCCUACUUUCCUAAGAAAUAAAAUAUCGCUUUCUGGACUGUUCAGGUGGCUUAAAGCCUGUCAGUCAGAGCUCAGGGCCCAACACCCCCUUCAUUUGUCCAUUAUAUAUAUUUAUAUAUACGUGUGUGUGUGUGUGUGUGUGUGUGUGUGUGUGUGUGUGUGUGUUCGUCCCAUCUGCUGAUGAAUCCCAUUAAACUGAUGUUGUUACUAAUGUUACCUCAUCAAUAACUGACCUGUCACAGCAGCCAAUCAGAGAGCAGGACCCAGCUGCUCCCCCCCCACCCACACACACAUACACAGAUUAGCCUUAGUGCUAACAGUCUGGGCAGGGGGUCCACUGAGGGGGGGGUCGUUAAAAUGCUAAUGAGGGGGCGGGGCAUUCCAGUGAGCCCCUCUGGGAGUCAGUCCCAUCAGCCCCUGCAGUCUGAGGUCAUGUGUGUGUGUGUGUGUGUGUGUGUGUGUGUGUGUGUGUGUUUGUGUGUGUAGAGGGAGUGUGUUUAAAUAAUUUAUUGUCUAUACAGCUCUGAAAAGUGUGUGUAUUUCUGUUCGUGGUGUUAAACUCUGGAAUAUUCUGGAUCAUGUCACUUUAUAAAUGUCCAAAAACAUCAAAAUAUUUAAAUCAAACUAUAGAGAAGAAUUAAAAGAUCCAUAGAAGUUAAUUAACAAAAAUAUGGUUUUACACUAAAGAUACUUGAUACCAUAGAAGUAAUAUUAUAUUAAAUUAUAAUAUACCUACAUAGUAAUAUUAAUUAUUAUGUAGGUAUUUAUACAGAUCUUUGUCAUUUAUAUAAUUAGAUUUGUUUUUAAAAAUCUCUAAUUUGUGAGGAAGGGUCAGGACUAGUUCAUCUUUGCUUCAUUCUGUUUCUUCUCAAACUGUUUAUUUUGACAUAUAUAUAUUGUGUAAAUUGAUCUUUAACAUGUACACUUGUUGGCGUUUUUGUUUGUAGUUGUUUUUUUGAUGUUGUUCUUAAAGUUUGAGAUAAAUAAAGAAAUAAAGAUCUAUAAACAGAUUAUUUUAACUCCAUAAAAACACUUUUUUUAAUUAUAAAUUUCAUGAAUCAGGAUUUGACUGUUUAGUUUUUCUGGGUCAAACUGAAGCAGACUCGAUCAGAAGAGUUUAAUCUCACAUUCAGGCCGACGGUUUAAAAGUAGAUUAAUAAAAAUAAAUAAAUGUGGUUUAUGACCAGCUGACCUCAGAUCAGCUGUUCAUCAUGUUUUUGGUGAUCUGUGAGGUUUUAGUGUCACGUUCAUCUGAACCAGAUAGAACCAGCGGCCUCAACUUCCUGUUUAGUUUCCUCUUUAAAUAACCACCUGAGACACCUGACAUUUGUGUGUGUGUGUGUGUGUGUGUGUGUGUGUGUGUGUGUGUGUGUGUGUGUGUGUCAGCUGUAUAACUUCGGGGAGACGGUGUCGUUGGUGUUUUGGACGGACACGUGGAAACCGGAGAGUUUCUACGACAAAAUCUGUAAAAACAGAUCAGCUGGACUUCACACACUCUGUCUGCUGGGUGAGACACACACACACACACACACACACACACACACACACACACACACAACACACACACACACACACACGUUGUGCAGUUUUGGAUCUGACCUUGAUGGUGUAUUCGGGGUCCUGGUGUCUGUUUAUCCAGAGGAGACCAUCAUCAUAAAUCAGACCUGCAGACUCCCCCCCUCAGGGAAUCCACAGACCCCCCCAUGAAAACAGUCCUGAGGGAGGAGAGUAACCUGCUGGUGACUCUGAGUGUGUGUGUGUGUGUGUCCCAGCUGGUUCUUAACAUUCAUUACAGGAAAUAAAAGAAUAAAAGCCCCUAAAAUCACAGACACUCAGACACUCAUCCAUCAUCCUCUCAAACUGCAUCAGUCCGUGAUUUCCAUAAGGAGUCCAUGCUGUGAUUUCCACUACAGAGACUCUUUCUUAUUAAUAAAUCAGGCCCUAUAAACUGGGCCAAAAACCUUCUACUGUAGUAAAAUGAAAAGGUAAAGGUGUUUUUAUUGAGCCGAAUUAUCAAUAAAAUCAUGAUUUUGUUAACAGGUAUGGAUUUAUGUGCUGUUGAGUUAAUAUAUUUGAACAAGAGCACAGUAAAGUUAAAUCAGCUAAUUUUCCAAUGAGGUUCUGUUACUGAACGGAACUACACCAUGUUCUACUGAGGUUAGUACAUAUAGGGUCCCAGCCAUAGUACUAGACACCAAACAUCUUUUCAACUUUGACUCAUUUCUUUAGCAAAGAGACUAAACACAACUCACCUACUCUCUUCCAGCAGACGCUUGUUUGUAGAGAGACCUCAGGCCAGGCCAUUACAGACUACAGCGGGGUGCGGCAGCUCAAGGAAGAACAUUUAUGAUCAUUUCUUUAUCAUUUCCUUGAAGUAAUAAUCACCAUAUUGAUCAUUUUACAGACGCGGUACUUCUUCUGUCUUAGCGUCUCUGUCUGAUUGUAUUUCCAUGAAGAAAUGAUCAUAAAUGUUCUUCCUUGAGCUGCGGCACCCCGCUGUAGUCUGUAAUGGACUAGCUUCUGUUUUCAUAUCCCUCUAAAGUAGAAACACAUAAUCCCGCAGAAGCUCUUGUUUGUUAAAGGAUAAUUCUCAUAUUUUUUCUGUGUUUUCAGAUAUUAAAGUCAAAGAGCAGAGCGUGGAGAACAUGAUGAGGUAAGAUCUUUCUCCUGAGUGGACGCUCUCGCUGAUGAUGUCAUCCUGUUUUUAUUAACGCCUUUAAAUCUCUCUGAGGUGAACCUCACUGAGCGUGUGCGGUGGCAGCAGGAUGAGCUCAUGGUAGUAAACUGUCACGACCACAGAGACACAAACAGAUCAGUGACCUGCUGAGUAAACUAACGUGAUAAAACUCUGAAUGUUUUUAACUUUUUUAAGUCCUAAAAGAUCGAAGGGAAAGUUUGUGUAAAGAUGAACCACAAAAUAAGUUUAGAGACGUAAAAGUUUCAGACAGAAUAUACUUUUGUAUUUUUAUUUUAAGAUGAAUAUUUGUGAUUAGAGUAUUUCUUUAUUUUUAUCUUUUAGAGGGAGAAAGAUCUACGAGCCUCCUCGGUACAUGACGGUCAGUCAGGCUGCAGAUCAGCUGAUUCAGAUCGUCCAGCGAAGGAGGGAGGAAGGGGAGGAGCUUGGUGAGUGGGACUGUCACAUUUACAGUUUUGCACACUUUCUUCAUAACUUUAGUGCAAAAACGUUUCUGUUUUCAUUUAUGAAGGUUGAGAGUGUAUGCAAUGGUCGGGUUACGAUCGAAGCUCUUUCUCCUCGGUCAAACAGCGUCAGACGACGUGAAUGUUUUAACCUGAAAGAUUAAUUUCAGGGCAAAUCUGAGUCAAAGUUAAACACAAAUAGCUUUAUUAGUGAGUAUAAGCUUCCCUGUGAUUGGCUCGAAGAUGCAAAUAUGAUGCUAACGCUGCUAACGAGUUUGUUUUACUUAAAGAAGUUACAUCCACAGGUACAAAAGGUCAGGGUUACAGCACACCGUUAGCGUGCCAGCUAACAUUCUCUGUUAGCAUGAUUAGCUCAACCGCUAACCUACAGAAAAAUCGUUACAUGUAUCGUCUCUUUUGCUGUACGGGGGGCCGACUCUUGUUUUUUGUAUGUGUUGCACUCAGGAGUCAAACCUGAAUAAGAUCAGCCUCUGUGUCCCCCACAGGUAUGACGGAGGACACUGUGUGUGUGGGCGUGGCCAGGCUCGGCGCUGACGACCAGAAGAUCUGCGCGGCAACAUUACGUCAGCUGGUGUCAUGUGACCUCGGGGGUCCACUCCAUUCGCUGGUCAUCACCGGUAGACUCCACCCGCUGGAGGUGGACAUGCUGAAAGUGAACGCAGAACCAAACGCGCUUGAACACUUACAGAUGAUUGACAGCUCCACCUACUACUCCUAACACACGCACGUUUGUCUGUGAGGACUUGAGGACCAUUGAUGACGUGGAUCAUCUCUUCCUCUCAAACCAGAAUCUAACCUGGGAAAUAAAACUCACAGGUCCGUCAAACUCAGACGGAAAAUUCUAGAUGUCCUCAUAAUUCAGAAAUGUCCCCACUGUGGGUCCCAGAGCAAAGUACUGGUCCCCAAAAAUACAGCAAAACAAGAAUACACUCACACACAGUUUCUUCACCAACAGAAUGAUAUUAAAUUAACAUAAGUCACUAAUUAUCUGUGAAUCUGAUUGGUUCUGAUAAACUCAUGCUGCGUUCGAGUUACCUUGGAAAGUCAGAUGUCGGAGCUGAAAAUGACGUCACACCCGAGUUCUCAACGUUUCAGUUACCAAGCCGGAAAAAAGCGAAAUCGGAGGCCUGAAACAAGAUGGCUACAUCUACCAAAGUUAUUUUAGCACUUGCCUAGUUAUUUUCGGUCAAGGCAAAGCGCUAAAACAACUUAAGUAGAUGUCGCCAUCUUGUUUCCACCUCCGAUCUUGUUUUUUUCCAACUUGGUAAAUGAAACGCUGGUAACUCCAGCAUGAUGUCAUUUUCAGCUCGAGUUUCUGACUUCCAGAGUAACUCAAACGCGGCAGAUAACUUGCCCUGAAACUCACAGGAAGAAAAUUCUAGAUGUCCUCAUAAUUCAGAAAUGUCCCCACUGAAGGUCCCGGAGCAAAGUACUGGUCCCCAAAAAGACAGCAAAACAAGAACACACUCACACACACAGAAUGAUGUCAUGUUAAAAUAAUCAAUUUAUAACCCAUGAUUCUGAUUGGUUCUGAUGGACUCACACCUGUUAAACAGGUGAGCAUGUUGAUGUUGACGGUUUUCACUGUGAUGUCAUCAAUAAAGAUGGAGGACGGCGAUCGGCUCAGAGAAA